ACGGUUAUGUUUGAAGGUCUGUGGGUUCGUAACUUGGAAUCCAGUCUAGUUGUGGCAUGGCCAACCGUAGUUAGUGUAGGCUCUUUACGGGGCCAGUGAAGCUCUGAGCCGCUCAUGUAAUCAUUCACACCCGGUAGCAUUUUCCCGGUAGGACUUUGCCCAGUGGGAGUUAAUUAAUAGGAUAGCACAUUUAACUCCCACCGUGCAAAACUCCUACCGGGUGUGAAAGAUUACCCAGGCGGCGGAAAGACCCUCCUGUCCCGACGGUAGCCUGGCCAAUCCACGGUAGACUGGAUUCCAGAUUAUUGAGCAUGCUGUCAGGCAAGGUAGCAGUGGUGACAGGUGCCACCAGGGGGAUAGGGAAGGGCAUUGCACUGCAGCUGGGGGAGGCAGGAGCUACAGUCUACAUCACAGGUCGCACCUUACAGCCCACAGGCAAGGGGACAUCACUUAUUGAAUGUGCAGAAGAGAUUGAGAAACGCGGAGGAAAGUGCAUCCCUGUGCAGUGUGAUCAUGAGAAGGACGAUAACAUCAAGGCGCUGUUUGAUCGGAUUGAGCGUGAACAGAAUGGACAGCUGGACAUACUGGUCAACAAUGCCUAUAAAGCUGUUACAGGCAUCUUUGAAAGUGAGAAGAAAUCAUUCUGGGAACAAGACCCAGGAUUCUGGGAUGAAGUGAACAAUGUUGGCUUAAGGAAUCACUACAUCUGCUCUGUGUACGCAGCCCGAUUGAUGGUACUGCAGAAGAAAGGGCUCAUCGUGAACAUUUCCAGUCCCGGAGGGCUUCAAUACGUCUUCAAUGUGGCAUAUGGCAUUGGCAAAACAGCAUGUGACCGUAUGGCAGCUGAUUGUGCACAUGAACUGAGGAAGCACAACGUGGCCUUCGUCUCCUUAUGGCCCGGUGCGGUGAAGACUGAGCUCGUCACAGACCUCCUUACAGAAAGGCCAGAAAGCGAGACUGCUAAAAUGUUUGCCCACACCGAGACAGUUGAGUUUUCUGGGAAGUCCAUAGUUCAUCUGGCAUCAGACCCAAACAUAAUGCAGAAGUCUGGUAGAAUCCUGUUCACUUGUCUGCUGGCUGAGGAAUAUGGCUUUACAGACAUUGAUGGGAAGAUGCCACUCAACCUCCGGUCAGUAAAGGACCUGAUGAUCUUAAGCGGCUUCACCGGAUUGGCUGCCUGGACUCCCGCAUUUCUCACACUUCCUGGAUGGCUUAUUGCUGCUACUACCCACAAGUUCUAAGGGGUAAAUUUCGGUAUUUAGACGGCCUAUUCUUAACAAUGGGAAACAUGGCAGAAAGAGGCUGUCAAAAAUCACCUGCCUGAGUUUUAGAACAUGAAAAACUCACAUCGGCAUGGUUGUCCGGCCUCUGAAGAGUUAUUUGACAAAAAAAAAAAAUUACGGCAAAAUUAUAUUAUACGCCAUCUUAUAAGUUAAUCUUAUAUGCCAUCAAAACAUAGGUGGUGACCUUUUAACCCCUUUUCACUACCUGUUAACAACACCAAAACACCUAACUUCUAAGGCCUACUGCAACCACAAAUAUCAUUAAAAAUCUGUUAUUUCAACACAAUAUAAAAGCUGCAACCCUUACCUAUGAUAUGCACCUCCAAAAUCCAAACAUAUCCCAAGAAAAACAUUUCUACAGCCACUUUGGCCAAGGCUACCUAAGCAUUCUGAAUGGGCUGAAACUGGGUCAUCUGCGCAAGUCCGGAAAUACCGAAAUUUGCCCUAAGGACCUUGAUAAUAUCAGGAUAAAAUGGUCAUGAUAUGGUACAAGUAAGCAUAAUAGAAAUGAUCAGUAACACUGAGGACUGUAUGUAAAUGCAUAUAAUGUUACAGAUGUCUUGUAACAUACAGUUUACUGGUGAUGAUAAUUGUAUGAUUUUCAGUGACAUCAUUUUCUACUAACUGACAGUAAAACAUGUGCCAAAAGUAAUAGAAAUGCCGUUGAAAUCUAUUAAUAUGUAAUGCCAUCAAGGUCACUACAUUAUACA
This is a messenger RNA of Branchiostoma floridae (Florida lancelet), 1993 nucleotides long. RefSeq names its product dehydrogenase/reductase SDR family member 1-like. Lineage: Eukaryota; Metazoa; Chordata; Leptocardii; Amphioxiformes; Branchiostomatidae. The transcript is spliced from 10 exons. Bases 312 to 1241 code for a protein of 309 amino acids. The record is from RefSeq and is a predicted model, not a curated record.